This is a messenger RNA of Saccharomyces paradoxus, 1098 nucleotides long. It is a transcript of the gene MME1, whose product is annotated as Mme1p. Gene Ontology annotation, molecular function: magnesium ion transmembrane transporter activity. The record is from RefSeq and is a predicted model, not a curated record. Gene Ontology annotation, biological process: magnesium ion export from mitochondrion. The transcript has a single exon. The coding region runs from base 1 to 1098 and encodes 365 amino acids. NCBI's taxonomy places the organism in Eukaryota, Fungi, Ascomycota, Saccharomycetes, Saccharomycetales, Saccharomycetaceae.
AUGAACUCAUGGAACCUGAGUUCUUCAAUACCGAUAGUACAUACGCCUCAUGACCACCCCCCGACAUCAGAAGGAACAUCAGGUAGUAACCGAAAAGAUGACAAAUCGAAACACGAAGAAAGGGCUGGUUCAGAUGACCUAAGCCCUAUAUGGCAUUGUGUAGUCUCCGGUGGGAUUGGUGGGAUAAUAGGAGAUUCUGCGAUGCAUUCAUUGGAUACCGUCAAGACAAGACAACAAGGUGCACCUAAUGUCAAAAAAUAUAGGAACAUGAUCUCUGCAUAUCGUACUAUUUGGCUAGAGGAAGGUGUGAGAAGGGGACUGUAUGGUGGGUACAUGGCCGCCAUGUUAGGCUCCUUCCCAUCAGCGGCAAUCUUUUUCGGGACCUAUGAAUAUACUAAGAGAACAAUGAUAGAAGAUUGGCAGAUUAACGACACCAUCACACAUUUGAGCGCCGGAUUCCUUGGUGACUUCAUCUCCAGUUUUGUUUAUGUUCCCUCAGAGGUCCUAAAGACAAGGUUACAAUUGCAAGGAAGGUUCAACAAUCCUUUUUUUCAAUCUGGCUAUAAUUAUUCAAAUUUAAGAAAUGCCAUAAAGACAGUUAUAAAAGAAGAAGGGUUUCGCUCUCUAUUCUUUGGCUACAAAGCCACUUUGGCCAGAGACUUGCCAUUCAGUGCAUUGCAGUUUGCAUUCUAUGAAAAAUUCAGGGAAUUGGCGUUCAAGAUCGAACAGAAAGAUGGUAAAGAUAGAGAGUUGUCUAUACCUAACGAAAUAUUGACUGGUGCCUGUGCAGGUGGACUGGCGGGGAUUAUUACCACACCAAUGGAUGUCGUUAAGACUAGAGUCCAAACUCAACAACCGCCUAGUCAAAGCAACAAAUCGUAUUCAGUGUCGCAUCCGCAUGUAACAAACGGCAGACCAGCGGCACUUUCCAACUCAAUUUCGCUCAGUCUGCGGACGGUCUACCAAUCUGAAGGUGCGCUAGGAUUCUUCAGUGGUGUUGGGCCUAGGUUCGUUUGGACAAGUGUUCAGAGUAGUAUAAUGUUACUUCUGUAUCAAAUGACCCUACGCGGAUUGGGUAACGCAUUUCCAACUGAUUAG